AUGGCACGUCAACGACCAGCCUGUGCUGGGUUUUCCACACUUAGUAUGCGCGAGUCGACGGUAGGGACAACACGAGGUCCCAACGCUGCGGAGCCCAAGAAAAAUUCUUUUUUUAAGGAUGUGAUCAUGCUUCGCUGGUUAGUUUCGCCUACAUUGGCGCUCCAGUUGGCAUCUCUGUUCGUCCUGGGCUACCUGGUGUUUGAACAUGUGUUGCCGGUGAGCAUCAAUCCGUUUAGGCCUUUCCUGUUUUUGUCGUACCGUCUUCCAGAAAGUCAGGUUCUUCUGCGUAUCACUCAGAACCGCUUGUACGGUCCUGCUCCGACCUACUCGGCGGACAACGCGAUCGCUACCGGGAUCCGCUCUUUCUUCCAAGGGGUUCACGCAACGCUGUUCCCGGAUGAGCCCAAGCUUCUUCGCUUCGGCAAGGGUAUAUUUGAUGUGUGCUUCAUGUCCUACUACGUGAUCGUAUUCAGCUUCUUGCGCCAAACCAUUACAGAGAGAGUCUUUAAGCCAAUGGCUGCUAGGUGGGGUAUCAAGUCUCCCAACAAGCAGACCCGCUUCGCUGAGCAGGGCUAUGCACUGACGUACUGGGGUACUACUAGCAUUUUCGGCCUCUAUGUUAUGUCUUUCCAGGACAGCUGGUGGUACAAUCUCGAGCAUCUUUGGUACCAAUAUCCCCACUGGCAAAUGCGACCGGAACUGAAGCUAUACUAUCUGCUACAGGCAAGCUACUGGCUGCAACAGGCGUUUGUCAUGCUACUGGGUCUUGAGCGCCCACGGAAGGACUAUUAUGAACUGGUGGCCCACCAUCUUGUCACUCUUUGGUUGAUUGGAUGGUCGUAUUUUAUCAACCUCACCAUGAUUGGAACGACAGUGUUUGUGUGUAUGGACAUCCCGGACACCUGGCUUGCGGACACUGGCUGGUCUGGUGGAUGCAAUGUCACUGCUCUUUGCGGUGUGUAUGGCGACACCCGGGAAGAUGGCGAAGAUGAAGAGCCACCUAAGCAGGAGUAA
Molecule: messenger RNA, 1014 nt
Organism: Malassezia sympodialis ATCC 42132
Lineage: Eukaryota; Fungi; Basidiomycota; Malasseziomycetes; Malasseziales; Malasseziaceae
Exons: 3
Coding region: 1-1014 (337 amino acids)
Biological process (GO): ceramide biosynthetic process
Cellular component (GO): membrane
Molecular function (GO): sphingosine N-acyltransferase activity
Source: RefSeq, a predicted model, not a curated record